GUUCGGACGCACGCUGCAGGGCGCAGGGUACAUUCCGCUGUGGACCAGCCGGGCCAGGGUGAUGCUGCGCGUGCGGUGCCUGCGCGGCGGGAGCCGCGGCGCCGAGGCGGUGCACUACAUCGGGUCUCGGCUUGGAAGAACCUUAACAGGAUGGGUGCAGCGAACUUUCCAGAGCACCCAGGCAGCUACAGCUUCCUCCCAGAACUCCUGUGCAGCUGACAACAAGUCCACUGAUCCUCUGCCUAAGGACUGCCCUGUCUCCUCUUACAACGAAUGGGACCCCUUAGAGGAAGUGAUAGUGGGCAGAGCAGAAAACGCCUGUGUUCCACCGUUCACCGUGGAGGUGAAGGCCAACACAUAUGAAAAAUACUGGCCAUUCUACCAAAAGCAUGGGGGCCAUUAUUUUCCCAAAGAUCAUUUGAAAAAAGCUGUUGCUGAAAUUGAAGAAAUGUGCAAUAUUUUAAAAAUGGAAGGUGUGACAGUGAGGAGGCCUGACCCCAUUGACUGGUCCCUGAAGUAUAGAACUCCUGAUUUUGAAUCUACAGGUUUAUAUGGUGCGAUGCCUCGAGACAUCCUGAUCGUUGUGGGAAAUGAGAUUAUUGAGGCUCCCAUGGCAUGGCGCGCACGCUUCUUUGAGUACCGAGCAUACCGGUCAAUUAUCAAAGACUAUUUCCACCGUGGCGCCAAGUGGACAACAGCUCCUAAGCCCACAAUGGCUAAUGAGCUUUAUGACCAAGAUUAUCCCAUCUAUACAGUAGAAGACAGACACAAAUUGGCUGCUCAGGGAAAAUUUGUGACGACUGAGUUUGAACCAUGCUUUGAUGCUGCUGACUUCAUUCGAGCUGGAAGAGAUAUUUUUGCACAGAGAAGCCAGGUUACAAACUACCUGGGCAUUGAAUGGAUGCGCAGACAUCUUGCUCCAGACUACAGAGUGCAUAUCAUCUCCUUUAAAGAUCCCAAUCCGAUGCAUAUUGAUGCCACCUUCAACAUCAUUGGACCUGGUCUUGUGCUUUCCAACCCUGACCGACCAUGUCACCAGAUUGAUCUUUUCAAGAAAGCAGGAUGGACCAUAGUUACUCCUCCAAUACCAGUCAUCCCAGAUGAUCACCCACUCUGGAUGUCUUCCAAGUGGCUCUCCAUGAAUGUCUUAAUGCUGGAUGAAAAACGUGUCAUGGUGGAUGCAAAUGAAGUCCCAAUUCAAAAGAUGUUUGGAAAGCUGGGUAUCAGUACCAUUAAGGUUAACAUUCGUAAUGCCAAUUCCCUGGGAGGAGGCUUCCACUGCUGGACCUGUGAUGUCCGGCGCCGAGGCACCCUACAGUCCUACUUUGACUAAGCUCGAUGGGGCUUGUGCUUGGCCUCAGAUACACCUAAGAAAUGUAGGGGCAAAGUUCAUUCUCCUGCUUUAAAAAAAUGCAUGAACUGUAGUGCUUUAAACAAUCAUAUCCUUAACAGGGGUCGUAAGCCUGGUUUACUUUUAUUACUUUAUAUGACAUAAGGAACAUAACUUCUGCUAGGUAUUACUCUCUACUCCUAAAGUUAUUUACUAUUUGGCUUCAAGGGUAGAAAUUUGGUGAAUGUGUACCAAACAAAAAUUAGUCACUUGGGUAACUUGGCCACUAAUAUUUAACCAUCUACCUCUGUUCUUAAUUUUCUUUCCAAAAGGCAGCUUGAAAUGUUGGUCCUAAUCUUCAUUUUUUUUUUUCCUUUUCGGUAGACUUUUGAAUGUUUGUAUCACUUUUUUCUAAAUGCGAGAAAGACUUAGAAUGUACACAGAUCCUAAGAACCAGAUAAUGUCUCUUUUUCUUAUAAGGAAUUUGGGUAAUUUUCAAUUUUUUGUUUUUAAAAAAAAGAACCUAAACUAUGCAAACAUUGAAAUGCAUUUUCCAUGAAUGUUUUUAAUAUUGUUAUCUCAACAUUGGUGAUAUAUGCUACUAAAAACCUUUUCAUACAACUUACCUCAUUUCAAGUGAAUUAUUUUAGUAUUUUUCCUCCCUUUCCAAAAAUUUACAGAAAUAUUUAGUGCAAUAGGUUAUAACUAUCAGUGCCCAUCCCUAAAUUUUGAUGUUCAAUAUAUAAUAGAUACAUUGCAUCUUUAGUAAUCUAAGAUUUGUUUACAGAUGUGCAAAUUAUUUAAAGCAUAAAAGACUUUAAAAGCAUUUUAAAAACUAACAGGUAAAACCUACA
Messenger RNA from Cynocephalus volans (Philippine flying lemur), 2184 nucleotides. RefSeq names its product glycine amidinotransferase (gene GATM). The transcript has 9 exons. Bases 62 to 1333 code for a protein of 423 amino acids. Gene Ontology annotation, biological process: creatine biosynthetic process. The record is from RefSeq and is a predicted model, not a curated record. Gene Ontology annotation, molecular function: amidinotransferase activity. NCBI's taxonomy places the organism in Eukaryota, Metazoa, Chordata, Mammalia, Dermoptera, Cynocephalidae. Gene Ontology annotation, cellular component: mitochondrion.